GAAGUAAAAAAAAUAUGUUUAAUUGUCGAUGUUAUUAAAAAUAAGUCCCGUUAUAAAUGCCGAUAGAAGUAAAAAAAUAUAUGUUUAAUUGUCGAUGUUAUUAAAAAUAAGUACCGUUAUAAAUGUCGAUAUAAUGCGUUUGUCUUAGUUUUAUUUCGUAUUCUUUAUUUUAAUUAUUUAUCAAUUGAAUACAUGACUUUCUAAAUGACUAUCGAGAAGUGAAUUGGAGCUUGUACUCACGGAGUCCCAUUUUGUCUUUGUUAGACGUUACAGCAAACACCAGUUAGACUUUUGGUCACGACUCACGACGCACUAGUUUUUAUUCCAUCGUUGGAAUUUGGGGAGGUUGGACUUGACUCUGAUUGGUUGAAGGCUUCAGUGAUGGGCAUUCGGACUUGUUUUAGUACGUUGUAUCUUUUGACCAGAGUGACAUUACCCGACUAUUCAAACGGGCAACCUGUCGAAUUUUGGGUCCUUUCAAAGAGCCUGUAGAAAAAACCUGCUCGUUCAAAAGACCCAUUUAACCCAUGGUUGCAGUGCUGAACUACUGCAACACACUUCUCCUUCAAAAGCUUCAAUAUGUCCUAAACAGUGCAGCUAGGAUCCUGAUGAGAGUGCGUAAAUUUGAUCCUGAAAGACCUUCACUGGCUCCUCAUACAAUACGGAAUCCAAUAUAAAAUCUCCCUCCUUACCCACCAGUGCAUUCAUGGCAACGUCCUACCCUAUCUGAAAUAACCUUUAACCCCUCAAACCAGUUCCAGACACCUCCGGUCCAACAAAUAGAACUGCCUCUUUACACCCAGAAGUAGAACCAAGCUUUGCUCGAUGGGGGACCAGUGGUCUGGAACAUUCUCCCAGACCACAUCAAACCCCCAUAGACAGUUGAAUCCUUAAAAAAUAUUAAUAAACUAUAAACCUUUCUUUUCAACACAGCAUUCCCCUCCGAAGCAGCUUUUAGUUGUCUUUUAGCUAGCUGCUAAGCUAGCGCGGAGAAAGGCAGCGCCGGUCAGUAAGAAGCUACUCCUACAGACCGCGACCACUUCCCUGAGGACAGCAGGAACUUCACUUGGUGACAGAAAACACUGUGAGUAAUGGCUUCCUGCGCGUCUUGCACCAUACUCACGGAGAGGUUGGCUCUGCUAGAGGGCCGUGUCCGCCAGUUAGAGCAGAGUAAUGUCGUAACUUUAGAUGUUGCGGACACAUCUGCUAGCGUUAGCUGUAGCGAGCUAACUAGCCCAGCUUGUAGCAGUCCUAAGCGGCCUACAAGCUACGGUGUACCGGUUGAGACGCAUAAUAGAUUUAGCUCUUUAGCUAGUCCUACACCCCAGUCUACCGGGCACCACACCUUAGUCAUAGGGGACUCCAUCACCCGAAACAUAAAGCUUAGCAAACCAGCCACAAUAAAGUGUAUCCCCGGGGCCAGAGCACCUGACAUUGAAGCUAAUCUUAGGGAGCUAACUCGCAACAGGCCUAGUAAACACGUACGACAGGCUAAUCGCACCACUAAUUAUGCGAAUAUAGUUGUACACGUUGGCUCCAAUGACACUAGAAUGAGACAGUCAGAGAUUACAAAGAGAAACAUAGCCAGGACUUGUGAUCUCGCCAGAAAGAUGUCCAGGCAUCGAGUAAUUGUCUCUGGCCCCCUGCCUGCGAGAGGCAAUGAUGAGAGAUAUAGCAGAUUAGUCUCGCUUAACAAGUGGUUGGCUAGCUACUGUAGGGAGAAGGGACUAACGUUUAUUGAUAACUGGCCCUCUUUCUGGGGCAAACCAGGCUUGCUGAUGAGAGACGGCCUUCACCCUAACCAGGAAGGCGCCAUCAUCCUGUCUAGAAACAUAGACUACUAUUUAAGUCUCACUUGACUGACUACACUAGAGCAAGCCCGGUCACAGGCAAUUACAAUGUCUGUUAGUCCGGGUGAGGAGUCAGUUAAGCUAGAACUAGCCAGCGCCAGGCUGGAUAAUCCAUGUACGCAUAGCAAUUCUCUUAGAAUAAUACACAAUUCACAUAAUGUUUUUUCUGUUGUGUCUGUGUCAGAGGUGGACAUGCAUUCUACUGAGGUGGCAAAUUAUGAUAUGUCCAGUCUAUUGCAGCACCAAGCAAACAAUCGGAAAAUUCCCGUCAUAUCAAUUCCUAGAUAUGGUCGAAACUAUUUAAAGUGCACUACGCAUAAUAAACGCAACAUUGUUAAUAUUGCCACUACGGAUAAUCUUAACAAAAACUCGUCAAAACAGCCCAAUACCUAUAAUAUGGGCUUUUUAAACAUAAGAUCAUUGUCUCCCAAGGCGUUAUUGGUUAAUGAGGUCAUUAGAGACAACAAUCUUAACGUCAUUGGUCUUAGCGAAACCUGGCUCAAACCAGACGAAUUUUUUGCGCUCAAUGAAGCAUCUCCUCCUAACUAUACAAAUGCGCAUGUUGCCCGCCCUCUUAAAAGGGGAGGGGGUGUCGCACUAAUAUACAAUGAAAAUUUCAACCUUACCCCUAACCUAAAUAAUAAAUAUAAAUCGUUUGAGGUGCUUACUAUGAGGUCUGUCACACCGCUACCUCUCGACCUAGCUGUUAUUUACCGCCCCCCUGGGCCCUAUUCGGACUUUAUCAGUGAAUUCUCAGAGUUCGUUGCUGAUCUAGUGACGCACGCCGACAAUAUAAUCAUAAUGGGGGACUUUAAUAUCCAUAUGAAUACCCCAUCGGACCCUCAGUGCGUGGCGCUCCAAACCAUAAUUGAUAGCUGUGGUAUUACACAAAUAAUACAUGAACCCACGCAUCGCAACGGUAAUACAAUAGAUCUAGUGCUUGUCAGGGGUGUCACCACCUCCAAAGUUAUGAUACUUCAAUAUACUAAAGUAAUGUCCGAUCAUUACCUUAUAAAAUUUGAAGUUUUGACUCUUUGUCAACAAGCUAAUAAUAAUAAUAACUGCUAUAGCGGCCGCAACAUUAAUGCUGCCACAACGAUGACUCUUGCUGACCUACUGCCUUCGGUAAUGGCACCAUUCCCAAAUUAUGUCGGCUCUAUUGAUAACCUCACUAACAACUUUGACGAUGCCUUGCGCGAAAUUAUUGAUAGUAUAGCACCGCUAAAGCAAAAAAGGGCCCCUAAAAGGCGCACCCCAUGGUUUACAGAAGAAAUUAGAGCUCAUAAAUUAUCAUGUAGAAAACUGGAACGCAAAUGGCGCGCGACUAAACUUGAGGUUUUCCAUCAAGCAUGGAGUGAUAGUUUAAUAACUUAUAAACGCAUGCUUACCUUAGCUAAAGCUAAAUACUACUCAAAUCUCAUCCGCCUCAACAAAAACGAUCCUAAAUUUCUGUUUAGUACAGUAGCAUCGCUAACCCAACAAGGGACUCCUCCCAGUAGCUCCACCCACUCGGCAGAUGAUUUUAUGAAUUUCUUUAAUAAGAAAAUUGAACUCAUUAGAAAGGAGAUUAAAGACAACGCAUCCCAGCUACAACUGGGUUCUAUUAACACAAAUACGACUGUAUAUACGACGGACACUGCCCUCCAAAAUAGUCUCUCUAUUUUUGAUGAAGUAACAUUAGAGGAAUUAUUACAGCGUGUAAGUGGGAUAAAACAAACAACAUGUUUACUUGACCCACUUCCUGGGAAACUUAUCAAGGAACUGUUUGUAUUAUUAGGUCCAUCAGUGUUAAAUAUUAUAAACUUAUCACUUUCCUCCGGCACUGUUCCCCUAGCAUUCAAAAAAGCGGUUAUUCAUCCUCUGCUCAAAAGACCUAACCUCGAUCCUGACCUCAUGGUAAACUACCGACCGGAACGGAACUUGGCCCGACUGCGCAUGCACAUCGCUUUUAGGAAGUUGCUACAGGAAACAAACACCGCCCACACAAGACGUUCAGAAAGCUAA
Entelurus aequoreus (snake pipefish) is the source of this 3854-nucleotide messenger RNA. RefSeq lists its product as uncharacterized. The record is from RefSeq and is a predicted model, not a curated record. Gene Ontology annotation, molecular function: catalytic activity. The transcript has 3 exons. NCBI's taxonomy places the organism in Eukaryota, Metazoa, Chordata, Actinopteri, Syngnathiformes, Syngnathidae. Bases 1899 to 3854 code for a protein of 651 amino acids.